AGUGCAAAAUGUGAAUUGUGGAAAGUAUUACAUCGAAUAUUUUGCUUCCUUGAUUAUUUAAUCAGCUAUAAUUUAUAGUUUUGUUUUGCCCAAGCGGUCUUUACUUAUUCAGGAUCAACUGGAGACCAUAAACACUUAAGGUUUCAUUGAAUAUACCUUUAGAUUCGGUUGUGAAAGAUGGAUCCGGGGAUCCUUUGUUUCCACCAUUGUGCCCACAAAGUUUUCUGCACAAUUAUCCCGGAACAAUGUCCGGUAUGUGAGCAGAAACUAGAUCGAUAUGACUACAAUUUGUUACCAUUUAGGGUGCCGUAUCCCUUCGUUAAGGCAUCUCAGCACCCGAGAGCUAUAGUCAUGAAGCCUACUCAUGGAGAUUUUCUCAACGAUUACUACAACUCCAAAGACUUGCACAUAGGGGUGACUAACUCGCAUGGGUGUGUUGUGGAGUUCAGUGAAGGUGGUGUGAAUGGUGUUGACACUUUGACCAAAAAAUGGAGCACUUGUGAUGCAAGCUCUGACUGGGACCAGUGCCUCCUACUAGAAGAGUUUGAUGAAUUAUGGAAUGAGAUUUGGGAUAGUGUACUUAUGAAGGUGAGCCUCAGUCCACUUUGGGAAGCAGAUAGAUAUAAUGAGGAGAGACAUAAUUGCUUUACAUUUGUACUGGCUUUCCUAAGGGCUCUGGACUGUGGAGAACUCUCUGACAAGGCACGAGACCCCAAACUCUUCUGCAAACAAUAUGUGGUUCCUAGAACCUCUGCGGCCGGGAAGUACAUCUCCCUGUACCGCCAGCUCAAGCGACAGGACUACUUCAUACAGAGCCAAUGAUACCAUGACUUUGUCUAAAUUACUAUUUAUUAUUUUACUCAGUAUUAACUGUGAUGUUAAAUGUUUAGGUAUGAAAUAUCUGAAAUUGUGGUGCAUUUAAGUUAGACCAAAUCAUAAUUUUAAUUCCAUAUUUAUAAUGCUUUGUCUUCUUGCCUUUAUAGGAAUUUGUAUUAAACAUAUAUUUAUGUUGCCUAUUAUGAUGUAAUCAUUAUUUAGAUUAGGUUAUUGUUGGAAAUAUAGACUGAGCACUAUGAAUUUUAACUCUUUUCCUUGGCUAUACUCUGUUUUUUUUUCUUGAUUAUAAUUUUUCUAACUUUAAAAGUAGUUAUCAACUUUUUCUUCUGAAAUGCUAGGAUAUUUGAUAUCUCGGUACAAUAAUAUGUAAAAGACAUUAUAGUUCAGUACAUAAUUACUGAGAUUUAAUUUUGGCGGAAAAAGUUACCACUACUCUUCAGAUUAGAAAAAUUCUAAUCUAAAAAAUAUGGAGUAUAGGUUCAUAAAAGAAUUGAUGUUACUUAGUAUUUGAUGUAGGUGCCUCACUAAAAUCUACUGUCCACAACUUCCAUUAGUAAUGGUUUGAAGGUGACACAUCCUGUAAGUUUCAUUAAAUAAAGGAUAAUAAGUACCUAAUUGAUUAAUGACAAUAAUUGCGGAAGAGCGGUGUCUCUUAUCACAAGUAUCUCUGAAUACUUAAAAAGAGACAUCUACCCUGUUAUUGUAAAAAUCAUGUAUGCUAACGAAUAAAAAAAAAAAAAAAAAAAAAAAAAAAUUGAUAAUUAUCAUUGAAAUCCAUCCUAAAUUUAGUUAAUCAAAUCUAUAAUUUUCUUUGUUAUAUAUAAUUAAUUGGAUUAAUUUUAUCACUUUUUUUAUUAUAAAUAAGCUGGUCAGUCAUCUUCAAAUCUUGAUAAUAUUAUGACAUAAAUCCUUUUGGUACAUGAUGUUUAGAUAGGUAUAUUAAGAAGCAAACAUUUAAAAAGUAGUGUUCAAAUAUUAAUAAUAAAACUAUAUUGCUCAUAAGAAUGUGUAUGCAUGCACUACCUAUGCUUAUUCAAACGAAUGUAUCUGUGUGUAGCAUCUCAUAUCAUCCACUAUCAUGAGUUGUAAGUGUUUUACACAACAUAUUUCUGUAAUGUUGUCCAUAUAACAAUAUAAUAGUUAACCCUUUGACUGCCAAAGGCGUCAACGCGGCCGCGGCCCAAUAUCAACCUUCGUGCGUUCCGACAAGGUUCACGGUGCUCCACCGCCCACAAUAUGCGUGGCGUUCAAAAGGUUAAAGAGUGUUUUUCAAAGAAAUAGGAAUAUAAUUUUCACAAUUUUUCAAUGUUACUCGAAUCUGCUUGCAUUACAAAUACUAUCCAUUAACCCAUGUUAACAUUUAGGAUUAAUAAAAUGUUAUAAGCAUGCCUGGAGAGUGAAUUUUGCUAGGUACUAAGCUUGUCCAAAUAAUUAUUAGGUGUGUCUGUAGUAUGUGAAUAUCAUUGCAUAUCUUGUCUGACUUGUAGACAUUCAUUAUGACCAUUUUAUAACUUAUUUUCAGUUCCUACGUUUUCUAAAAGACUUAGAGUUUGUACGCGGCAAAGAUCUCAAUGACAAAAAUUCUAGGUGCUACAUUUUUGAAAUAAAGGAUUUGUUAAAACUA
Molecule: messenger RNA, 2461 nt
Organism: Cydia pomonella (codling moth)
Lineage: Eukaryota; Metazoa; Arthropoda; Insecta; Lepidoptera; Tortricidae
Product: MKRN2 opposite strand protein
Exons: 4
Coding region: 178-822 (214 amino acids)
Source: RefSeq, a predicted model, not a curated record